AUGAAAGCUAUUGCUGUGAAAUCUGAAAGCUAUUGGCAAUGCUGUGCUAUUGACAAUGCUGAUGAUGUUGAUUCACCGGUUUGGACCGAAAGUGAGGACAAAACUUUUCUUGAUGCAUGUAUCCAUGAACUAACCACUAAUGGUCGUGAGGGUUCUGGGCUUAAGGUGAAACUGAAAAACAAAACCGGCAAUAUAUAUGAUCCUAUAAAAAAUAAAUUUAAUCUGACCGAUGAACAAUGGAAGGAAGAGGGGAAGUUGAACAAGUACGUGCUGUCAUUGAAAACUAGACCCCUGCUGUUUCCUGAUCUUUGCACACAACUAUUUGAAGGAUCGACCUCAACCGGCUUUCAAAGUUGGGGGCCAUCUUCUACAGUCCCUCGUCCUGUAGAAGAAUUUAGUGCCCAUGAUUUUGAUGAUGGUGUUCCAAUGGAAACCUCAACACAACACGUAGGUGUAAGUGAAGAAUCUUCGGGGCGUUCAAAAAAUACAAAAGUUGGUGGAAACAAAAGAGUUGGUGGGAAAAAAAGAGAUGCAAGGGCAUUAGAAGUUGAAGAGGAGAUUGUCAAGCUUGCAAGGUCGUUAGUAGAAAAAAAUGAAAGAAUUGAAAAAAGUGAAAAGGAUAAGGAUGUUGAUGCGUGUAUGGAGAAAUUAAACAAAAUGGAAUGGGGAAAAGAAGAUGAAAGAUACAAGACCGCUCUUUUGCUAUUUGGUGAAAGUGCUGAUGUUUGA
Messenger RNA from Lactuca sativa (garden lettuce), 729 nucleotides. The record is from RefSeq and is a predicted model, not a curated record. NCBI's taxonomy places the organism in Eukaryota, Viridiplantae, Streptophyta, Magnoliopsida, Asterales, Asteraceae.